AUGUUUGAGCCACUCAAGCAGACAAUUGACAUGUUGAAGACUUGUGGAGUGGAAAUGUCUGAGAAAGUCUAUCUCCAGCUGGAGGUUGGUUGUGCGACUUUGCACAUUUGUUCCAUUUGUUAUUGAUGUGAUGUUUGCUAUUAAAACUAGAGAUAUUUUUAACAUUUGGGAAUUGAUGCAUCAUGGUUGUUUAUUGAUCUUCCUUAAAGUAAUGAGCAAGAAACUCUUGCUUGAGUCAAGUUGUCUUACUAGAAAGUGCUAUAGUAAAAUAUAAAAGUUUCAUUCAGAACUUGCUGGCUGGGAGAUCCACCUUUUAGUUCUAGUUGUCAAAAAGUUUGUCAGAAGUUUAGCCCUAAUAUAUACAUUUUGCUCCAAAAGCAACAGUACUGAAACUCACACAUCUAGAAUGCUUACAUCCGUUGGUCAAAGAUGCAUAGCUCCAGCCACCAUGUGUUCCAUCAUGUGAAAAGGAUUAUAUUUUGGGCAGUUUUUGUUGUAAAUGGGUCUCUUUGACGGAGGAAAAAAUAUUCAUAGUUGACCAUCAUUUUCACUGUUAUGAAAGUGAUUAAGUGAUGGUGAAGGGGGAUCAUGUCAGAUCAAUUUCAAGAGAGAUAAAAUGUGGUCUUGGUUAAAAUAUUAGUAUUUAUUUAUGUGCUGAAAUUGAAUAUGUACAAUGUAAAAAAAAACAUUUACAUUUAUUUGGAUCAGUUAAAGAAUUCAAUCUAACUGUAUCUUAUCUUAAGACAUCACCAAGUAACAUAGUUAUGCUGUCUAUUGUCAAAAAAUAUCACCGUUAAUGUUUAAAUAAUGGAUGAGGAAGUCUGAAGGACCAGUAAAUUUUUUAAUAUUUAGAAUCACACCUGUGUUUUCCAGAAUUAUAUGCUGCGUUCACCCCUAUGAAAUUUAAGAGGAACAUCCUUCAAACUGAAUAUCAGCAAUACGUCUGUUUGCUGAUUGUUUAAGUACAUAGGUGCAUUUUUUUACCUGAUACAGGUUGGACAACCCUUGAUGGAGCCAGAAAUGCGAGCCAGGUUGAUGUGGAAAUUUCUGGCUAUGGUGUACGAGGUUCCAGAUUUUUAUAGGAACGAGAGAUUGACAAGUGCCUUUCAAGAACUGUGUUAUUUGUUGCCUUUAAAAAAAAAAUCUUUCUCAGAAUUGUGCUUCCAACUUUUUUAAAAACAUGGUCACCCUUUACAUUCACCUCCGUACGAGUGAAAAUAUUGCUCAACUAUGAAUACUUUUUCUUUCCUGGAGAAACCCAUUUCAAACAAAAAGUGCCUAUCAUAUAACCCUUUUCACUCCUAUGGUCACUUAGGCAGCUGGACCUAUGCACCGUUGUCAAAUGCAAGUACAAAUUCAAGAUGCUCAAGUUUCAAUUCUGCUAGUUUUGCUGCAUGCUGUAUUGUGUUAAUUUAAAAAAAUGAAAGGCUUUUAAGCUAUUCUAUUGACAUUUCAUUUUAAAGUUGAGUCUCGAAUAUGAUUAUUUACAUUGUUGUAUCACAUUAUUUAUAUCAAACUGCAAUUUAAUCAGUGUGUUUUAAUAUCUUCUCCAGGAGUUGCCAGACAAAUGGACCCAGCUCAAGAAGAAAGUAAUGCUGAUGAAGCAAGCUGUUGUGCCUCUACAGCAGAACCAGGUGGCUAAGAUCAAGAGGAAGAUGAUUUCAUUUGAUGUUAAGCAACACUCCUACAGAGAAAACUUCAGGAAGUGCCCAGCUUUCUUCUACAACUGCACAAAGCCGUAU
Lymnaea stagnalis (great pond snail) is the source of this 1742-nucleotide messenger RNA. NCBI's taxonomy places the organism in Eukaryota, Metazoa, Mollusca, Gastropoda, Lymnaeidae. The record is from the annotation of a GenBank genome assembly.